AUGAGUUUUCUUUAUCAUUCUGAUAAGCCGAAUGUGGUGGUUGAUGCUCUUAGUUGGUUAUCAAUGGGUAGUAUUGCUCAUAUUGAGGAUGGUAAGAAGGAACUGGUUAGGGAUGUUCAUAGAUUGUCCCGAUUGGGUGUUCAGUUAGGUCACUCUAACAAGGGCGGUAUUAUGGUUCAAUAUGGUUUAGAAUUGUCCCUUGUGACAGAUGUGAAAGCCAAGAAAGGUCUUGACCCGAUCUUGAUUAGAUUGAAGGAAGUUGUGCUUAAUAAAUCCAUAGAGGGCAGAGAGAAACAAGAAAGUGAUCCCAUACUGCUUCAGUUAAAAGGUGAAGUUCAUCAGCAGAGAGUUGAGGUGUUCUCCAAAGGGGGAGAUGGUGUGCUUCAUUACCAGAGUUGCUUAUAUGUUCCAAUUAUGGGUGCCACUAAUAUGUACCUUGAUCUAUGGGAAGUUUAUUGGUCGAACGACAUGAAGAGGGACAUCGCAGAUUUUAUGGCUAAGUGUCCUAGUUGUCAACAGGUUAAAGUAGAACAUCAGAAACCUGGAGGUGUGACUCAGGAGAUUAGCAUUCCUACGUGGAAGUGA
This is a messenger RNA of Solanum tuberosum (potato), 585 nucleotides long. RefSeq lists its product as uncharacterized. Bases 1 to 585 code for a protein of 194 amino acids. The transcript is spliced from 3 exons. The record is from RefSeq and is a predicted model, not a curated record. NCBI's taxonomy places the organism in Eukaryota, Viridiplantae, Streptophyta, Magnoliopsida, Solanales, Solanaceae.